GGGCCGGAAGCGGGCGCGGCCGCGAGCUGUCAUGGCGGCGCCCGAGGAGGAGGCGGCGGCGGCGGAGAGCGAGGGAGGGGACGGGGGGGAUGAGGAGGCGUUGAGGCGGCUCGAGGCCCUGGUGACGGAGCUCUAUCGCUUCCGGGACACGCUGACCCCCCGUGACCCUGGCCGUGACCCCACUGACCCCAGCAAUGACCCCGCUGACCCCGGCGAUGACCCCUUGGUGGCUGAGAUGGAGAAGACGCUGAAGCUUAUGGAGGAGAUCCAGGUGUCCCCGGAGGGGCGUGGCCGCGCCCUGGUGCUCCGUGCCCGUGCCCUGGGCGUGGCCCCCGAGGCGGGCGCGGCCCGGGCGGAGCUGGCGCUCGGCCACGCCCUGAAGCUCGACCCCGCCCUGGGUGCGGCCUGGCGCCAGCUGGGGGAGCAAAGAUGGCGCCGGGGGGACCUGAGGGGCGCCCGCGACGCCUUCGGGGGGGCCCUGCAGCAGUUUUUCGGGGUGCCAGGGUGA
Molecule: messenger RNA, 508 nt
Organism: Hirundo rustica (Barn swallow)
Lineage: Eukaryota; Metazoa; Chordata; Aves; Passeriformes; Hirundinidae
Product: tetratricopeptide repeat protein 5-like
Exons: 4
Coding region: 32-508 (158 amino acids)
Molecular function (GO): protein binding
Source: RefSeq, a predicted model, not a curated record